AUGGCCGAGGCCAUUCGGUCCAAGAACCUUUACGAGCUCCUCGGUAAAUUGCCCUCUUCCAUUAAUCGAGUUCUGUUGCGCUUUGGGGCGAUUCCGAUCGCCCGCACACACAAAUCGCUUCCGGAGACGACCGGCAACACCACCAACGGUAACGACCCGGAGCUCGACCCUAGUCGCCCUGCUCCCCCUCCCGCCCGGGCUGUCGACCGACCCGCCCCCCGCCAUGGCAAGCGCGAUGCUCCCAAAGAGGCGCCUGCCACUCAGCCCCGUGAGAACAACAACCGCCGCGGUGGACGUGUGACCGGUGGCAACGAUGCUGCCUUCAAGGACCGCAACGCCGGUCGUCAGAACAACCGCUCCAAGCCCACCGAUGAGGCCGAGCAGCCCUCCCGCCGUGGUGAGCGCCGCGGUGGCCGCGGUGACCGUCAGUCCCGCACUGGUCAGACCGACACUCGCAAGCAGGUCCAGCAGGGCUGGGGUGCCGAGGGUGGCGAGAAGAACUGGGACGACGAGCGUGCCGGCGAGAAGAUCGCCCAGGCCGAGGAGAACGAGCCCCAGACUCCCGCUGAGGACGCCGAGGAGGCUGACAAGUCCCUCUCCUACGCCGACUACCUCGCCGAGAAGAACGCCAAGGGUUCCCUCGCUGCUAAGCCUGUUCGCUCCGCCAACGAGGGCAGCAAGGGCGACAAGAAGUGGGAUGGCGCUAAGGAGCUGACCCACGAGGACCAGUCCGACUACAUCCAGGGCUCCACUGAGAAGAACAUCCGCCAGAAGCAGCGCAAGGAGAAGAACUUCCUCGAGGUUGACAUGCGCUUCGUCGAGCAGCCCCGCUCCGGCCCCUCCAACGGCCCCCGUGGCGGCCGUGGUGGUGACCGCGCUCCCCGUGGCGACCGUGCCCCCCGUGGUGACCGUGCUCCUCGCGGUGGCCAGCGUGGUGCCCCUCGCGGCGGUGCUCCCCGUGGCGGUGCUCCCCGCGCUGCUGCUGGUGGUGCUCCUCGCGCUGCUGGUGCCCGUGCUCCUGCCGGCCCUACCGUCGACGAGAAGAACUUCCCCAGCCUGGGUGCCUAA
Messenger RNA from Penicillium argentinense, 1068 nucleotides. RefSeq lists its product as uncharacterized. Gene Ontology annotation, cellular component: nucleus; cytoplasm. NCBI's taxonomy places the organism in Eukaryota, Fungi, Ascomycota, Eurotiomycetes, Eurotiales, Aspergillaceae. The record is from RefSeq and is a predicted model, not a curated record. The transcript is spliced from 5 exons. Gene Ontology annotation, molecular function: RNA binding. Bases 1 to 1068 code for a protein of 355 amino acids.